UCUUUUUUUUUUCUUUCACGCGCCUCAACCUCGCAUAAGUCAGCCAAAGCAUUGCAGGCGACAUCGUUCGUAAUGGAUACUCUCGUCGAUUCGGUUCGCAGAUUCUAUCCAAUAAACGCCGAAAGAUAUUCGUACACGCUCGCAGUCAGAAUGACAAAUUAUUUUUGACUCGAGCCGUCAAGCGCGCUAGAGUGUGAAAAAUGCGGCAUUAGCGCGGCUACUAACAUUCGUGGCUGUCAUUACAAUUGUCCACGACGACCGGAAUAAUCCUAUCAAUUUAUCACGAUGUAUUUUUCAUGUCACCGUCAUUUAUUUACACAGUCAAACCACUUCGAAUGCAACGGACAAUGCUUGAACGACUCCAACUACAAUUGUUUGAAAAAAGAAUAUUGAAUUCGGGGCAUUUUUAUUUGCACUCGCAUGAUACCAGUAAACAAUUGUAAUUGCGUUCUCGGUGAAAGCUCCUUUCGCGAGUCUCGGCACGAAGACGGACGAAGUGCUCGUCCUCGGCAAAUUUGACGAUGAUUUUGGCGAGUUACUGGAACGCAUCGCGCGGUGCUCCAGUUGGUCGCGCGAUUCGAAAGGCGCGUGCUCGUAAGAAAUCGAGAAACAUACGAACGCCGCUUUUAUCGCGGCGAAAAUACGUGACGAUUCCGCAAACACUCGGCAGGUGUUGCGUCUGUUCUCGCGCGAGGCGAUCGGCUCGCCGAAGUGAGUCGGCGUCGAGUUUCUCGAGGAUGCGACCAAUGACGUUUGGCCGACAGCGUUGGACGCUUUGCUGUACGCUCGCGCGCGGAAUUUGGGUCUAGUCGCGCUGCGCCAGUGUGCGCAGCGGCUUCCUCGUUAUCAUCUCCGCCGCGAGGUUGUCAACUCGGGAAACGAUAAUUGGUUCGCUUAGCGUUCGCCACCGAAGCAGCUGCAUUAUCAGCGACUCCGAGCGCUCGCGCGUAAUUAUAACUUGACGCGAUAGCGCGCAUUCGACACGGUCUCGGCGCUGUUGUCGGUCGUCGUCGUCGUCGUCGUCGUCGUUGUCGUUGUCGUCGUCGUUGUCGUCCAGCUCGCGAGCGUCGCCUCUCGCAGAUCGGAAGUGGGCGCGAGCGCGAGAAGAGGAAGCGAGUCCCUGACGCUUGUGCGACGACCUCGUCGAUUUGGGCGAAUUAGUAUGGGGAGCACGCGGCUGCGGCGGCGGCGGUGACACGACGAGGCUAGAGGCCGGCCGACUGGCUUAGUCGGCACACAGCCAGCGCCAAGGCUACCACCCACCCACGUGCCGGCUCGCAGCUCGGAGCGUCGCUUCACCGUCGUGCGCGCGAGCUUUUCGGCGCCCGCUUCCGGUCGACGCGACAUGUAGAGGCCAACGCGUCAGUCCAGUCGCGUCACCGUCGACCAACGACAAUCGACGCGCGCGCAAAGUCCGAGAUGAAUGUAAUGACGCACCAACGACAGGAGCGCACGAGGAGGAUGUCGCAGGUAUCGCGGCUGUCGCCGGAGGACGCCCAGUCGGCCGCGGCCGCGCGAAAUUACCGAAGGAGCAGCUUGGCAGCGACGCUCCACGCCAACCUCAUCGGGCUCGCCGCAAAUCCGGACGCUUUCGACGUGGCCAGGCGCCGUCUCAGCAACGUCAGCGACGUCGUCUCCAGAAAGAUCUCCAAAACCAUCGGCUGGAGGUCGUCGCUGUCGGUUUCCGUUGAGCUCACCGUCUCCCAGGGCGCGUCGCUGUGCGGCCAGUACAUGCGCAGCCGGCUGAAGCGCUCGGGCAUAUACCAGCGCAAGCUGGGCUUGAAGCGAAUGCGCAGCGCGAAGCUGCUGAGCGGCCAGGCGCUGGCGCAGGAGGUCUACCCGGAGCUGAUGGCGGUGGGCGCCGAGCUGGAGAAGAUGCACCCGAAGCUGUUCGAGCGCGUCGCCCGGCAGAUCGGCUACGGCGCCUUCAACUCCGAGCAGAGGGUCGUCGACGCGCUGACCGACGUCGCGCGCGAAAUGCUCCGCGGCGGCGGCGGCGAGUGCAAUUGGGCGAAGGUCGUCGCCCUGUACGCGGUGGCCGGCGGCAUGGCGGUGGACUGCGCGAAGCAGGGCAAGCCCGAGUUCCUGCUCGCCGUACAGAGGGGGAUGACGAUGGUGCUCGAGGAGGAUCUGGCUGCUUGGAUUCAGGCCAACGGCGGAUGGAGUGCCCUGGCGCUGCGCUAUCGACCGGCGCCGAAGCACAUCGACUGGACAACCAGUACGCUCGUCCUGUUCGUUGCCGCGACGACGCUGUUGGUCGGCGUCGCCGCCGCCCUGCUCGUUCGACUCUUCGUGCUGUGACGAACGUCCUUUUCCUAUUUCGACCAAUGUAUAUACUGUAUAAAAUCGUUAUAAGCCUGCAUUUAUGGAGAAACCGUGGAAGCGACGAUUGCUCAAUUCACUUUGUCGUUCAAACGUUCUCGGAAUUUAUUUUAUUAUGUUACCGACGAUGUCCCCAUUUACAUAUUUUUCAUUCGUGGCCAAUACACCAACUUUUAUUACA
This is a messenger RNA of Phymastichus coffea, 2503 nucleotides long. It is a transcript of the gene Buffy, whose product is annotated as bcl-2-related ovarian killer protein. Gene Ontology annotation, biological process: regulation of apoptotic process; intrinsic apoptotic signaling pathway in response to DNA damage; extrinsic apoptotic signaling pathway in absence of ligand. The transcript has 3 exons. The coding region runs from base 1420 to 2301 and encodes 293 amino acids. Gene Ontology annotation, cellular component: mitochondrial outer membrane. Gene Ontology annotation, molecular function: protein homodimerization activity; protein heterodimerization activity. Lineage: Eukaryota; Metazoa; Arthropoda; Insecta; Hymenoptera; Eulophidae. The record is from RefSeq and is a predicted model, not a curated record.